AUGCCAAAGGAUGGGUGGAGCAAGGUAAACUUUGAUGGUGCUUCUGCAGGAAAUCCGGAUCAAAGUGGUAUUGGUUGUAUUCUGAGGGACUCUAAUGCUCUCUGUAUAAAAGAAAUCUCUAAAAAGAUUGGUGUGGCUACUAAUAAUGAAGCAGAAUUCAGAGCAGCUUUAAGAGGUCUUCAGUUAGGGAAGGAGCUAGGGGUGCAGAGAAUUCGUUUGGAAGGAGAGUUAUUAAAUGUUAUUAAUGCGAUCCACUGUAAUAGCAUCCCUACUUGGCGCCUUAACCAGUGGCUUCAACCAAUCCUGGCGCGGCUAGCUACCUUUGAUGAAUUUUGGGUUAGCCACAUCUACAGGGAAGCUAAUGGUGAAGCUGAUAGACUUUCUAAAUUAGCUAUAGCCGUGGAUGACCCCACUUGA
Cryptomeria japonica (Japanese cedar) is the source of this 417-nucleotide messenger RNA. RefSeq lists its product as uncharacterized. The record is from RefSeq and is a predicted model, not a curated record. The transcript has a single exon. Gene Ontology annotation, molecular function: nucleic acid binding; RNA-DNA hybrid ribonuclease activity. Lineage: Eukaryota; Viridiplantae; Streptophyta; Pinopsida; Cupressales; Cupressaceae. The coding region runs from base 1 to 417 and encodes 138 amino acids.